UGCAGCAUUAACCACAUUCCAGAGGGGCGCAGCGCAUCCUGUCUACAUCCCCGCAUUCCUUUUACGCGAACGAGUCCCUCGUGUAAAACGGCCUUUUAAUCAGAAUCCCGCCCGCUUACUAAACUCACGUCGACAUACGACGGGUGUUUGUGGCGUAUCCGAUUAUUCUGCCGACUUUAACUUCCAGCACGUUGACCGCGGGCGAAACUAGAGGAAAAAACCAACACGGCGAAAUUCCUCCGCGCAGCGCGCCAUUGACUGUAAAGACCUUUCAACUUAACAAAAACUGAAGUUGACAAACGUAUCCCUGUCGCCACAAACUGUGAGAAAGAGUUUGUUUUUUCUCGGCGAGGGAGGCCGAGGCGGGAGAAGACGAUGCGGCGCGCGGCGGAAAGCCUCUGAGCGGGUUUUGUCCGUAAAUGAGCGAAGGCUGCGUUCCGCCGCGUUUUGUUUUGAUUUCCAUGAGAAAUGCAAUUAGCGCUCCGCGCUGCUCGCUAGUUUUGGCUCGCCGAGCGCAGCGCGCUCUCAACUUGUCCCUCGCCUCCGGAGCGCAACAUGGAGCAUUACCAGGGGGAUUUGGGACUCCGGGCCAGUCAAAUGAUGGAGGACCUCUCCUUGUACGGCGCGUUUAACGACGGGAUGUACAACGCGAGGAGAGACCUGGUGAUUAACCCCGAUUUGGACUUUUCGGCCCCGCCGGUCGCGGAGCACAAGAGCCACCCGAUGAACGGCGCGUCCGCGCUCCACCAGCAGCAUCACACGGUGGAGAACUUCACCCCGGGGACCAAAGUGUACAACGCGGCUCCGGUGCGUCCCGUGAACUGCAACCGGACCGUGCCCGUGGAUUUCUGCGCCCCGCAAAGAGACGCGGUUUACGCCGAGGGGGGCUGCUGCACCAAAUCCGAGGUGGCUCUCCCGUGCUACACGGGCGCCUCCGAGAGGCACCGCCGGUACUCCCUGGAGGCGCAGGGCCACAGGUACAGCACCGGCUGCGCCUUCGACGGCGUGCCCCUCAACAAGCCGGCGGCGUCGGCGGCGGCGCCGCCCGGCAACAGGUGCAACAGCGUCUGCAUCAGCAGCAGCAGCCACGACGGCAGGUACAGCGCCACCAGCCCCCGGUCCAGCUUAGCGUCGUCCCUGUCCCCCCAGGAGCAGGGCAAGCACGCCAGCCCGAGGUCCAGCGUCCGGUACUCGAGCCCCAGGUCCAGUUUGGCGCACUGCGAGGGCAACAGCGCGCUCAGCCCCAGGUCCAGCUAUGCGAGCACCGCCAGCGACACGAGCAAGCACUCCAGCCCGCGGGCCAGCCUCAACAGCUGCGACUGCUGCAGCAAGCCCAGCAGCAACCGCACCAGCGGCAUCAGCAUGGGCUACGACCAGAGGCACGCGAGCCCCAGGUCGAGCACGGCGAGCCAGUACUCCUUCACCACCAGCCCGAGGUCCAGUUACUCCGAUUCCCGCUACGGGCCCGUGGUCCACCACGACCUGGAGGGGGCGAUUCUGCACGCAGCGCCGGCGGCGAGCCCUCGCUCGAGCGUCUGCAGCCAGGACGGGAGCGCGAGGCCGGGCGCGACGGCCAACUGCGUGGUCAGCCCGCGCUCCAGCAUCUCCAGCCACAGCUCCAGGAGUUCCCGCAGCUCCAGGGGGUCUAUGAGCACCUACCCGGACCUGCAGCUGCCCUCGCCGAGGUCGUCGAUGCUGGGCGGCAGUUCGCAGGAGGACACGCUGCUCCAGGAGUUCGGAGAUGCCAACGGGCUCCAGAAUCGCGUCCACCUCCAGGGGCCGGAGCCCCAGCAGCAGUCGGCCCACACGGGGGGGACGCUGGAGAUGGCCGCGGGGUUGGUCGCAUCGUUUAGUUACGGGGUGUGCUCAAAAACGGCGUCUUCGAGCCAGAGGUUUAAGGUCCCUUACCAGGUGACCCCCAGCCGGGAGAGUGGACCGAGCCAGGCGGAGAGGCGGCUGGAGGCGCUGACCUUGGAGCUGGAAAAGGAGUUAGAGAUGCACAUGAAAAAGGAAUACUUUGGUAUCUGUGUCAAAUGUGGGAAAGGUGUGUACGGAGCCAGCCAAGCCUGCCAGGCCAUGGGGAACCUGUACCACACAAACUGCUUCACCUGCUGCUCCUGUGGACGGCGGCUGCGAGGGAAAGCCUUCUACAACGUCAACGGGAAGGUCUACUGCGAGGAGGACUUCCUGUACUCUGGUUUCCAGCAGACGGCAGAGAAGUGUUUCGUGUGUGGUCACCUCAUCAUGGAGAUGAUCCUCCAGGCUCUGGGCAAGUCCUACCAUCCCGGCUGUUUCCGCUGCGUGGUGUGUAAGGAGGGUCUAGAUGGAGUCCCUUUCACCGUGGACGUUGAGAACAACAUCUACUGUGUCAAAGACUAUCACACGGUGUUUGCUCCCAAGUGUGCCUCCUGCAACCAGCCGAUCCUCCCAGCCCAGGGCUCCGAGGAAACCAUCCGGGUGGUUUCGAUGGACAAGGACUACCAUGUGGAGUGUUACCACUGUGAGGACUGCGGCCUCCAGCUGAACGACGAAGAGGGCCACCGCUGUUACCCACUGGAGAGCCACCUGCUGUGCCAUGGCUGCCACAUCCACCGGCUGCAGUCGCAGGGCCCCGCCCACCUGCCCCCCAGCUACCCUCUCCAUGUCACCGAGCUGUGAAGGGGGAGAUGGGGGGGGCAUCCGUAGCCCCGCCUCCCAGGUGAUCUGAGACAUCCAGCAGUGAGGAAUGAAUGGUCCGUACCCCCCCAACGCCCCCCUUCUGCAGCAGCUCCAGGGACGUGUCCCCCCCCCCC
Molecule: messenger RNA, 2792 nt
Organism: Gasterosteus aculeatus aculeatus (three-spined stickleback)
Lineage: Eukaryota; Metazoa; Chordata; Actinopteri; Perciformes; Gasterosteidae
Gene: wtip
Product: WT1 interacting protein
Biological process (GO): response to hypoxia; regulation of DNA-templated transcription; negative regulation of hippo signaling
Cellular component (GO): adherens junction; P-body; nucleus
Molecular function (GO): transcription corepressor activity
Source: RefSeq, a predicted model, not a curated record